AUGAGUUCCAUUGAAGCAUCCGAUUUAAGGAAAAUCUACGAAGAAAUGCAGCAAGAAAGAAACUUCGUUCUGCUGAAUCUACAUAAUUCAGAGGUAGCACUGCAAAAUCAAUUGCUUACACUAAAUUUUUUAAAACAACAAUACGAAAUUACUUCAAGUAAGUUACUGAAAAAAGCUGAAUCUGUUUUACUUUCCGAAGAAAGGUCUAGAAGUAAUUUAACAAUAGUAACAAUUCCCAAAGAAGAUUUUAAUGUGGCCAGUACUGCUUGUUUUACUCCUAAUAGUAUAGAUAGUGGCAAUGGUGUUUUGGUUAUUGAUUUGGACGAGUCAAUUAAAGAAGAAGUUAUAGUAUUAGAAUCAGAUAAAAGCCAAUCAAAAUAUCAGGAACCAAGGAGUGAGUUUGUCGAAAACAAAAAUGACUUCUUAUCGUACUAUCAAUUGGUCCCAAAAGAUGCAACUCCAGUAGCAGUACCUGAAGAACAACCAUCCAAAAAACGUAGGUUACAAACCAUGGAAGUAAUAAAAAUAGGAUCCAACGGAACCCAAAUGGAUGGACAGGAAUACAAAACUAUUAAGUGGGGCAACUACACCAAAGCCACAAGGCAAUUACUGGAAGCGUUUUUCACCAGAGACGUGCUUGCUAAUUCUUCAUUAUCAGGACGCCCUAGUCCUGCAUUUUUAAAUUCAGGAAAGGCCACCAAGAAACCUUUGGACAAGAAUAUUAUAGAAGAUAUCGUUGCUUGUGUGACUAAGAAUUGCAAUGUACUACCCAGAAUGGUUAGGCACUGUAUUACCACUAAGUGUGCUGACGAAGGAAAGCUUUUUAGGCGAAGUCUUAAUUAA
This is a messenger RNA of Brassicogethes aeneus, 843 nucleotides long. The record is from the annotation of a GenBank genome assembly. Lineage: Eukaryota; Metazoa; Arthropoda; Insecta; Coleoptera; Nitidulidae.